UCUAAUGGCGGCGCCCAUAGUUAUUUAUCGACGACGGGUAAAGAUCAACCUUAAAAAAUGGAGCAAAUCAUAUGUGGUAAAUUUGGGCAUGGCAUUUUAUUAAUCUCCAAAACCUGCAGACAUCCGGUAACAAUCACUAAUACACGGAAACUAAUGUCUGGAAAAUUUAGUAGGCAAUGUAGACCAUUAUUAGCAUCACCACAACUGAGACACUUUGCAAAUCCAUAUCGUGGAUAUGCUAUGGUGAUAACAAGAAUCUUAAGGGGUGCAUUAAAAAUUCGAUAUCUUCUUUUGGGAGGUGCAGUUGGUGGCGGUGUUACUUUGCAAAAAAAAUAUGAACAAUGGAAGGAUGGAUUACCAAAUUUGGAGUGGGUACACAAUUUGAUGCCUGAUGAAAAACAAUGGCAAGAUUUUCGAGAAUCACUUAUAACAAUUAAAAAUAAUGUAGGUGAUAAGAUUGAGAUUGAUCCACGUAUAAAGGAGUUUGGACUAACUAAAUAUCAAGAAUACAGGAUGUGGUUUGAUCAAAGAUUGGAUGACGCUAUUAAGGCAGCGGAAAGUCGCCAAAAAGAUUACCAAGAGAAUAACUCGAUACAGAGUGCAUUUGAUACCAUCUCAUUGGUAGCUAAACAAGCUUACUCAGCAGAAACAAAAGAUCAAUUGUCCAAAAAUGUGAUUGCCUUUGCACGUCCAUUGGCUAAUGAUAGUACCGGAGAGGAACGUAAGAAAGCUCAAUCGUCACAACAGAGAAUGAAUGCUAUGCAAGAUGAGUUGAUGCAGAUGCAAUUGAAAUAUCAGCGUGAAAUAGAGAGAUUAGAAAGGGAGAACAAAGAGUUACGCAAACAAAUACUUUUGCGAGGAAAUCAAAAGUUUAACAAUAAGAAGAUAAAAAAAUCGUUAAUCGAUAUGUACAGCGAUGUCUUGGAUGAACUUAGCGACUAUGAUAGUACUUAUUCCAUUGCUGAUCAUUUACCUAGAGUAGUAGUCGUUGGUGACCAAAGCUCCGGUAAAACAUCUGUGCUUGAAAUGAUAGCUCAAGCAAGGAUAUUUCCUAGAGGCGGAGGUGAAAUGAUGACGAGAGCACCAGUCAAAGUCACAUUGAGCGAAGGUCCUUAUCAUAUAGCGCAAUUUAAGGAUAGUUCCAGGGAAUUUGAUCUUACGAAAGAAUCGGAAUUAGCCGAGCUCAGACGAGAGGUAGAACUGCGAAUGAAAAAUAGCGUUAAAAAUGGAAAAACAGUUAGUCCGGAUGUCAUAUCUAUGACUGUUAAAGGACCAGGUCUUCAACGUAUGGUUCUAGUCGAUUUACCUGGUAUUAUUAGCACCGUAACCGUCGAUAUGGCGGAAGACACUCGCGAAGCAAUUAAACAGAUGAGCCAACAGUAUAUGAGUAAUCCUAAUGCGAUUAUUCUCUGUAUACAAGACGGAUCCGUCGACGCGGAAAGAAGUAACGUGACCGAUCUUGUUGCCCAAAUGGAUCCAUCGGGUAAAAGAACAAUUUUCGUCUUGACAAAAGUCGAUAUGGCGGAAGAGAAUUUGACUAAUCCUGAUAGACUGCGCAAAAUAUUAUCUGGCAAACUGUUUCCGAUGAAAGCAUUAGGCUAUUUUGCUGUAGUUACUGGUCGAGGCAGAAAAGACGAUAGUAUACAAACAAUCAAAGAUUACGAACAACAAUUCUUUAGAAAUUCUAAGCUCUUCAAGGAUGGUUUAGCGAUGUCGGGUCAAGUAACUACAAAAAAUUUGAGUUUGGCGGUAGCCGAAUGUUUUUGGAAGAUGGUUCGUGAGACUGUAGAACAACAAGCAGAUGCAUUUAAAGCAACGAGAUUUAACUUGGAAACAGAAUGGAAAAAUAAUUUUCCAAGAUUAAGAGAACUAGAUAGAGACGAGCUUUUUGAAAAAGCACGAGGUGAAAUCUUGGACGAAAUUGUCAAUUUGUCGCAAGUAUCGCCGAGACAUUGGGAAGAAGUGCUAAUGACUCGAAAUUGGGAUAAAGUCAGCAUGCAUGUAUUUGAAAACAUCUACUUGCCUGCUGCUCAAAGUGGAAAUCCAAAUACAUUUAAUACGACUGUCGACAUAAAAUUGAGACAGUGGACCGAGCAGCAACUACCUGCGCGUAGCGUCGAAAGCGGAUGGGAAUGUUUACAGCAAGAAUUCCAGAAUUUUAUGACGCAAGCUCGACUUAGUCAGGAUCACGACGAUAUCUUCGACAACCUCAAGAAUGCCGUCGUGAAUGAGGCAAUGAGACGACAUUCGUGGGAAGAGAAGGCGUCAGAAAUGCUACGCGUUAUCCAACUUAACAUUUUGGAAGACAGAAGCGUGAACGAUAAACGUGAAUGGGAUCAAGCGGUAAGAUUCCUAGAAACUUCGGUGAAGGAAAAACUGCAAAGUACAGAGCAUAUCCUGCGCGAUAUGUUGGGCCCCAAUCGCAAGGAACGGUGGCUCUAUUGGCAGAGUCAGACGGAAGAACAACAAAAACGUACGGCGGUUAAGAAUGAGCUAGAUAAAAUUCUUUAUGCAGACAAAAAACAUGCACCUACUCUGACACAUGAUGAGCUUACAGCUGUUAGAAAGAAUUUACAACGUAAUGGAUUUGAAGUCGAUAACGAAUUUAUUCGAGAAACAUGGCAUCCUGUAUAUAGAAGAUUUUUCCUACAACAGAGUUUAGCGAGAGCAUACGAUUGCAGGAAAGGCUACUAUCUAUAUCAUACUGGGCACGAAAAUGAAAUGGAAUGCAAUGACGUAGUGCUUUUUUGGCGAAUUCAGCAAAUGCUGAAAGUUACUGCGAAUGCUCUUCGACAACAAAUCAUGAACAGAGAAGCUCGAAGAUUGGAUAAAGAGAUUAAAGAAGUUUUGGAGGAUUAUAGUCAAGACAGUGAAAUAAAGGAGAAACUACUCACAGGCAGACGAGUCGUAUUAGCUGAAGAACUCAAACGGGUUAGGCAGAUUCAAGAGAAGUUAGAAGAAUUUAUUCAAGCGCUAAAUAAAGAAAAAUGAAUAUAGCUCAAUUAUCAUUGAAAUUAAUUAUCAUUGAAUUUGGACAUCACAUGUUGCGCGCAGAGCGAAUUUCUGACAUCACUCGAUUGAAUAGACGAAAGACGAAUCUGUACAUUCAGAGACUAAUGUCUCGUGGAAUAGCAGUAUACGUUCUUGCAGAUUUAUACAAUUUUAUUGGGGAAAUUAAUUAAGUCCUCGAAUACAAAAUAUCGAAUCCAAGAGCAUUAUGUCGACAUAGGCAUGUAAUAAGCCCAUACGCUUAUCAAGUUUGUGUGAUAUGAAUAAACCAAAUUAUUUAUGCCCUUUGAUACAACUCAGAUUUGUAAAUAUGAGACUGAUACUUGACUGAAACUUGAAAGAGUGUUAUGUGAAAUUAUCUUCAAUGUAUGAGGAUUUGUUCAUGUAAGAAUAUUAUACGAUCAGUAAUAUGAUGAAAUUAAUAUAUUACAACAUUACAAUUGUUUGAUAAGUAAAACAUUUAUAUAAAAAUGAAAUAGUAUAAUACAAUCGUGUUAUAAUUAUAUAAAUUCAUCAUUAUGGGCGAUAAGCAUAGUAAAUAAUCGAGGCUGUUACAUGCUGCAGAAUGUAGAAAUUAAAAAAUAUAUAUAGGCUGCUAUAUAUAUUCGAAUAAAUAAGUCAAUCGUA
Nylanderia fulva is the source of this 3636-nucleotide messenger RNA. RefSeq names its product Opa1 mitochondrial dynamin like GTPase (gene Opa1). Gene Ontology annotation, biological process: mitochondrial fission; peroxisome fission; mitochondrial fusion. NCBI's taxonomy places the organism in Eukaryota, Metazoa, Arthropoda, Insecta, Hymenoptera, Formicidae. Gene Ontology annotation, cellular component: cytoplasm; microtubule; mitochondrial intermembrane space. Gene Ontology annotation, molecular function: GTPase activity; microtubule binding; GTP binding. The record is from RefSeq and is a predicted model, not a curated record.